AUGGAGUAUAUCGAGAAUGAUUUCGGUGACAUUGAUGGCAGACUGCUGGAGCAGUUCCGAUCUCUGGGCACCACUGACCGCGAUGUGCUGAUCGCAGAAUUCCAGGCCGUCUUGGGCAACAAGAUGAGCCCAGAUAUAUGCGCAUUUUUCCUGGACAUGAACAACUGGAAUCUUCAGAAUGCAGUAUGUUCAUAUUAUGACUUUGAGCAGCCCUCGAGCCCCUUGCCAUCCAUGACAGUCCUGGCAGACGUGACUGUAGGAAAUGGAGAGGCUGUGGCAGCAAACACAAAUUUUGUCAAAUCCUGGCGAAUCAAAAACUCAGGCUUAGACCGCUGGCCACCAGGCUGUCAUAUGCGACUUAUUGGUGGAGAAAACCUGGCCGUCUCAGAAAGGAAGAUGGUGGAGCCACUGGAUCCUGGACAGAUGGCUGAUGUCCAUGUGGAAAUGAGGUCUCCGUCUUCCAAUGGUAUUUAUACUAGCCUGUGGAGAAUGUCCACCGCAACUGGAUCUUAUUUUGGUGAAGUGAUAAAAGUGCAGGUGGUGGUGGCAGAUGGAGGCCUUCUGGGCAUCACUCAGCAGAUGUCCCGGAUUGGUGGAGAGUUGGCACAUGGUCCUGCAGGGGCUCCUGGCCCUGGAAUGGGUGCUCCUCUCACUGGCCAUGAGGCUGUAUCCCCUGGCACAGACAUUUCCAUACAUGUAGAGCAUCAUCAGGUUCCAUGUUUGUUUCCAGAGGUGAGUGAUGACGUUGGUGAAAACGACGCCUACAUUGCCACAUUACCAGCCACUGUUGAGGAAGAGGAAGAAAUGUCCUAG
Molecule: messenger RNA, 813 nt
Organism: Candidula unifasciata
Lineage: Eukaryota; Metazoa; Mollusca; Gastropoda; Stylommatophora; Geomitridae
Source: the annotation of a GenBank genome assembly